Molecule: messenger RNA, 1812 nt
Organism: Drosophila ficusphila
Lineage: Eukaryota; Metazoa; Arthropoda; Insecta; Diptera; Drosophilidae
Product: protein 5NUC
Exons: 6
Coding region: 38-1792 (584 amino acids)
Biological process (GO): AMP catabolic process
Cellular component (GO): plasma membrane
Molecular function (GO): hydrolase activity
Source: RefSeq, a predicted model, not a curated record
UCUCACUCUUAAUUUUCAUUUUGAAUUCUCAGUUGAAAUGUUAAAACUUGGUCUGCAAGGGACCGUUGUCCUUCUGCUGGUACUUAUUUUUCAGGGUUGGACUGGUGGCUUUAAGUUCACUCUACUGCACACCAAUGAUAUGCACUCUUGGUACGAUCCCAUAUCCUCGAAAGGUGGGAAGUGCAAGUCUGGCGACGAUAAGAAGGGACUUUGUUUCGGGGGCUUUGCUCGGGUGGCUGCCGUGGUUGAAGCUGCCAGAAAAGAUAGAAGUGAUUCCGUUCUCUACUUAAACGGUGGCGAUUCUUUUCAGGGAACUCCCUGGUUUUCCGUUUACCGUGGGAAAAUGGUGGCCCAAAUGCUAAAUAUGCUGGCACCCGACGCCAUGGCCAUGGGAGUUCAUGAACUGGACGAUGGAGCCGAUGCAUUUGCCGAGUUUCUAAGCAUUGUCAACUUUCCAGUGGUUAGCAGCAACAUAAAUUUGAAAAGGGAACCCAAACUUGCGGAGAGCGAUAAGUUAGUGAAAUCCACGGUUAUCAGGAGGGGUAAACACAGGAUAGGGAUUGUGGGCUAUAUCAGACCGGAUACUAAGGAGCGCACUCAGCCCAAUGACAUAGUAUACAAACCGGAGGUGCCCGCCAUUAACAAGGAAACCAAGAAGCUGGUGAACCAAGGAGUCAAUAUCAUAAUUGCACUGGGUCACUCGGGCUACGACAUAGAUAAGGAGAUAGCCAAGCGGUGCCCGGAUGUGGAUAUCGUAGUGGGUGGCCAAUCCCACACGUUCCUGUACUCCGGAAAAGCUCCCAGCAAGGAAAUCCCGGAGGGUCCCUACCCCACAAUAGAGGUCAAGCCGGAUGGCCGAAAGGUCCCGGUUGUCCAGGCCUAUGCCUACACCAAGUACCUGGGAAACCUUUCUGUGGAAUUCGACAAAGGUGGAAAUUUGAUAAGUUUUAAGGGAAAACCUACUUUGUUGGAUAGCCGCUUCGAGCAGCGAAAAGAUGUCCUGGAUUUCCUGGAGCGGUAUCGCGGGGUGAUCGACGACAUGGAGCGCCAUGUGGUGGGGACAACCUCGGUCUACCUGAACGGCGAUCGAAAGAGCUGCGGUUACGGGGAGUGUAACUUCGGCAACUUCAUAGCCGACAGCUUUGUUUAUGCGCGUGUUCUGGAGACCAUGUCGGACAGGAGUUCCUGGACAGAUGCCUCCAUCGGGAUCAUCAAUGCGGGGGCCAUCAGAGCCUCCGUCGAUCCCGGCGAAACGGGCGCCAUCACAGAGGCCGAUGUGGUGACUGUGCUCCCCUUCAGCCACGACAUGUUCUACACCAGGAUAAGUGGCAGCCACCUGAUGAAGGCUCUGGAGCACUCUGCCCAAAUGCGAAGCAAGCGCAUGGACAGUGCCUUUCUACAGGUGUCCGGAAUCCGUAUGAAGUUCAAUCACAGUCGAUCGAGAGGGGAGAGGAUCACCGAGAUCAAGGCUCUGUGCUCCGAUUGCCAAAUUCCCCACUACGAGGCCGUCGAAACUGACAGAUACUACGGGGUGGUGCUCACCUCUUUCCUGUUGAACGGCGGCGAAGGCUAUAGCUUCAUCGAUCCAAAGCGGCCGGAGGUCCAAAACCUGACAAUUCUCGAUCGCGAUGCGGUGAUCCGGUAUCUGCAGGAGCACAAGGUCAUCUAUCCGGAACGGGAGGAACGCCAAACUCCUCAGGAGAGAUCACUCUUCAACACCGGUUGUAAAAGGGCUUUCCCGCCGUUCUUACUAAUAAUUUGUUUGGUAUUUAGUCACUGUGUUCUCGAGUAAAUGCGAAGUCCGAGUAAAUG